CCGGUGGCGCGGGGCAGCUCAGAACCGUGGGGAGUCUUCGCCCCAACUUGGGAGUGGCGACAUUUGCCCCCCAACUACCGUGUUCGUUGCAUGUUUACAUGUUCACAAUUUUUCGUGUGUUAACGUUCUCUAAGAACUAGGAAACCAUAGUUUGGAGAGAGAACUUCCCCCAAGUUAGAGAGUAACUUUGAAUGCAAGUUAGUGACUCACUAGUGAUGAGAAAAUAUAUUUUUCAGCAAAUGAAUAUAAUAAAGAUUCCAGCAGAACUUCCAGGCCAGGGGCAAUGAACAUGCCAAUGCAGGCACAAUCAAUAAGUUUGCUUACUUAUAGCUCCUUCCCUUUCAAGAUUCAUGGCCAGGGCCUCAGCAGUCCUAUCUACAAGGUCGGGCAGCCGGCCAAGCUGGUAUCUCUCUCCAAGGCCAACCCCGAAUGCCUGCAUCUUUUGCCCCUUGCCUUGCCUCCCUUGUCUGGGGACUUUGCCGCAAAUGGUUGUGCCAGCUGAAAAAUGUCCGUGUAACAGAUAUGGAGAGAGUUGUGUAUAAAAGGAACUCUUGGUCUUUAAACGGGUGCUCAGAACUUACGGGGCUCCCCAGGUCUGGGACCUCAUGCAUGAGUAAUAAAGCUUCUCCUGACCUCACCAUUCCUGAAGUACCGCUUAUUCUUCCUCUGCCUGGGUAAAAGGCUGGAAUUCAUUUCUACAGCACUAGCCUUGGCCCCUAGAGCAUCCUUCCAGGCUGGAUGUGCUGGGCGCGAUGCCUCUCCUAACCACACAGAUCCAAGAUGAGAACGACUACAGCUUAGUGGCCAGCCUCGACAACGUCAGGAAUCUCUCCACUAUCUUGAAGGCUAUUCAUUUCCGAGACCAUGCCACAUGUUUCGCUACUAAAAAUGGAAUCAAGGUUACAGUGGAAAAUGCAAAGUGUGUGCAAGCAAAUGCUUUUAUUCAGGCUGGAAUAUUUCAAGAGUUCACAAUUAAAGAAGAAUCUGUUACUUUUCGAAUUAAUUUAACUAUCCUUUUAGACUGCUUAUCUAUUUUUGGAUCAAGUCCUAUGCCAGCAGGGACUUUAACUGCACUUCGGAUGUGCUACCAAGGUGAUGGUUACCCUUUGAUGCUGUUUCUGGAAGAAGGAGGUGUAGUAACAGUGUGUAAAAUCAAUACUCAGGAACCUGAGGAGACUCUGGAUUUUGAUUUCUGCAGCACCAAUGUUAUUAAUAAAAUUAUUCUUCAGUCAGAGGGGCUCCGUGAAGCAUUUUCUGAAUUGGAUAUGACAAGUGAGGUCCUACAAAUCACCAUGUCUCCUGACAAACCGUAUUUCAGGUUAUCUACUUUUGGAAAUGCAGGAAGCUCCCACCUUGACUAUCCCAAAGAUUCUGAUUUGAUGGAAUCAUUUCAUUGUAAUCAGACGCAGGUCAACAGAUACAAGAUUUCUUUACUGAAACCCUCCACGAAGGCAUUAGUCUUGUCUUGUAAGGUAUCUAUUCGGACAGAUAAUCGAGGAUUCCUGUCUUUACAGUAUAUGAUUAGAAAUGAAGACGGACAAGUAUGUUUUGUGGAAUAUUACUGCUGCCCUGAUGAAGAAGUUUCUGACUCUGAGUCUUAACUGUGACAGUUCACUGUGACAUUUCUGUAAACACUCAUGAUAGGUCAUGUUCUCAUUCUGGGUAUAGUACUCUUCAUGAUUUCUUUCUGGCCUUUCUAAAGGGAAGCAACAUGGAGAAGAAAGGAGCACCCUGAGUUGCUGUGUAUUUUGUAAAAAAGAAAAUGUUUUUAUGUAAUAAUCAUAGAUUAUCUAGUACUUUGACUCUCCCAAGUUUCUGUUUUUUGAAUUCAUAGGAAUCCUAAGAUGAGUAAAUUAUGUGUUCAGUUUAAGUAUGACAUUUCAAGAGUCUAAAACUUUAAUAUUUGAUAAAAUCAAUCUGAAAUGUUAUUUUAUUUACUUAUUAUAAAAAGCAAAGGUAUAUGGGCAUUGCUUAUUAGUUUGAAUUCUGGAGGCCCUACCUUAGGUCAGGGUACUUGAAGUGUGCUUAGAUCAGCAAUGUCAGCACCCCCUGGACACUUGUCAGAAACUGUAGGAGUGGGCCUGCAAAAAAAAAGCUUCCCCCAGGAAAUUCAGAUGCUUGUUAAAAUUUGAGAGCCAUUGUUUUAAAGGAUACCUUGUUAACGACAGCUUUUACUUGGACUGGAUUGCUCUUACAUGUGAUUUCUUCUCAAAUAUUCUGAAGUUUAGGCAUUUCCAAACAAGUCUGAAUAACUAGACAAUUGGUUUUUAAAGUAUACAAUUUUGAAAAAAUUUGUGAAGAGGAUACGUACGUCUUCAGAGUUACAGAUUUCUUUCUUCUCAGUAUUGCUCAGUGCAAUAAAUAAUUAUUAGGUACUUUCUGUUUUGAAGUUUCUCAAACAAAGAUACAGAAAACCAGUUAUUAAGCGAUUUUGCACUUUCCUGGGUAAUUUUCAAUGUAAUUAUUUUUAUAUCAUGUAAAUAUUUAAUAAAGUAUAAUGCUAAAAUUAUCUAACAUGUUUCCCAGUAGAAAAAAUAUUUAAAAUGAAAUAUCUGUGCCGUGUGAC
Talpa occidentalis (Iberian mole) is the source of this 2566-nucleotide messenger RNA. It is a transcript of the gene RAD1, whose product is annotated as RAD1 checkpoint DNA exonuclease. Gene Ontology annotation, biological process: DNA damage checkpoint signaling; DNA repair. The coding region runs from base 753 to 1601 and encodes 282 amino acids. The transcript has 6 exons. Gene Ontology annotation, molecular function: 3'-5' exonuclease activity. The record is from RefSeq and is a predicted model, not a curated record. Lineage: Eukaryota; Metazoa; Chordata; Mammalia; Eulipotyphla; Talpidae. Gene Ontology annotation, cellular component: checkpoint clamp complex; nucleus.